Molecule: messenger RNA, 1440 nt
Organism: Zymoseptoria tritici IPO323
Lineage: Eukaryota; Fungi; Ascomycota; Dothideomycetes; Mycosphaerellales; Mycosphaerellaceae
Exons: 4
Coding region: 1-1440 (479 amino acids)
Source: RefSeq, a predicted model, not a curated record
AUGGCCAACAACGCUCUUCGAGCCCUCUCGAAGCACAACCCCGACAAGCCUUUCCCGGUCUGCAAGGAGAAAGCCGAUCCCAACAACUCGAUGAAAGGCAACUUCUACGGCAUCGAGGUGAAGAACCUCUACGUCGCCCUCAUGACCUCUGAUUUGUGGGAUGAGUUCGCGAACAAGUGGCAGCAGUUCAAUGUGCCGAAGCCGGAGGAGUGUGAGGCUGGUUAUCGCAUCUCGCAGGCCGCCUUCUGGCCCGACAAGGAGGAUGCGGAGACUUCUGGCGUCGUCGUUCACGCAGCUGACCAACAAGCCGAUUGUGUGGCUGACACGGCCUUCACGCGAUUGAUGUAUCUCUCAAACAAGAAGGCUGCCAAGGCUCACGCGACCUUCAACAAGAAGCAUCCCGCCAACCAGGAUGAUUCUGACGCUGGCUCGCAAGCCUCGACUCCGAUCGGCUCUCCUGCUGGGACUGGCUCUCCUGCUGGGGACGAUGGCGACUCUCUGAUGGACAUCGACGACCAGCCCGAUCUCGAGCCGAACACUGACAACACCGACAUUCAUCCCAUCCCAUCCGCUUGGACGGUGCCGAAGACAUUCCGCCUCACCCGUGACUGGGAUAUGUGGCCAUCCGCCGGUGUCCUGCCCAACGAAGUCAGCAACUGCCAGCAGGCGCAGUAUGGCAUCCUCGCGGACGUCGUCUUUGAGACCAUGAAGGUUGAGGUCAAGAAAGCCAAGAACGUCACCGGCAACACCUUGCUGGGCGAUCAGAGCGAAGCCAUCACCGAUCUUGCAGCCGAUUCGGGCGCUCAGAGUGUGUACUUACCUCUUCUCGAUGCAUUCGAGAAUGCUGGCAACAAGCUCCGCAAGCGUACUACCGCCAACAUUGUCGACGAGGCUCAAGUCUUCAUCGACUUCGUGCUGAGCUGGGAUGGGUCGAAGUCGUACCACAACGACGAGGGUCAAGCUAAGCAGUUCGAUACCGAGAUCCAACAGUUCACCGAGGAUCAGUUCCCUCGCCUCUUCGUGACUCUUUGCAAGCAGCAAGCUGUGGUCGAGCGUGCCAACGCUCGUGGUUCUGUCGCUGGCAGUGUUGCCUCCACGACUCAGAGUCUUGAUGACGACGUGUCCUUGGAGGGUAGCAUCGAUGCCGCCGUCGCUCCGGCUAGUGUUGGCUCUGGCUCUCGCGGCGGGCUUGGUCGUGGUCGUGGUCGUGGUGGGCCUGGUAGCCGUGGCGGGCGUGGCAGCCGUGGUGGGCGUGGCAGUCGUGGUGGGCGUGGCAGCCGUGGUGGGCGUGGUGGAGCUCGCGGUGGCAACCAGUCCGCCCCUGCCGUUCCAUCUUCUCUCAACGAGGGUUCGCGUCGUAGCAAGCGCCGCCGUGUCGUCAGUGAUGACGAGGACGAGGAGGAGGAGCACGACACCAGCAGGCAGAAGACGUCUGAGUGA